This is a messenger RNA of Brassica rapa (field mustard), 4707 nucleotides long. Its product is annotated as beta-D-xylosidase 4. The record is from RefSeq and is a predicted model, not a curated record. Gene Ontology annotation, molecular function: xylan 1,4-beta-xylosidase activity; alpha-L-arabinofuranosidase activity. Lineage: Eukaryota; Viridiplantae; Streptophyta; Magnoliopsida; Brassicales; Brassicaceae. Gene Ontology annotation, biological process: arabinan catabolic process; xylan catabolic process. Gene Ontology annotation, cellular component: apoplast.
UAUCCAGUAUAGACCGUAUGGUCCGUAUCAUUAUUUCUCCCUUGAAGACCGUAUCAUGUUUUCUGAUAGUCUUAAUUAUACAAUAGAAAAAUAGGAACUCAUAAUACAAUCCUAUAUUAUUUAUAAAAACCACCGAUUCUUCAGUGAGCGGUACUAUCUUGCUAGUAUAUAAAUAGUAUCACUAAACCAAUCAAAAAUGAUAUCCCAAGAAUCAAAACUCUUUAACACAAUGGGCUCUUCUUCUCCACUAAAAAGGAGAAACAGAGCACCCUCCUCUGUAUUCUCUCUGUUUCUCAUCUUCCUCUGUUUACUAGAUUCAUCAAACGCUCAGUCCACGCCAGUUUUCGCCUGCGACGUCGCCGGAAACCCAUCUCUCGCUGCUUAUGGGUUCUGCAACACCGCUAUAAAGAUCGAAUACCGAGUCGCUGAUCUGGUCGCGAGGCUCACGUUGCAAGAAAAGAUCGGGGUUUUAACGAGUAAACUUCACGGCGUGACACGGCUUGGGAUUCCGACGUAUGAAUGGUGGUCCGAAGCACUUCACGGCGUUUCUUACGUAGGACCCGGCACGCAUUUCUCCGGACAAGUUCCCGGCGCUACGAGUUUUCCUCAGGUUAUACUCACCGCUGCUUCUUUCAACGUAUCUCUGUUUCAAGCCAUUGGCAAGGUUGUCUCGACGGAAGCGAGGGCAAUGUACAACGUUGGAUUAGCCGGACUAACGUACUGGUCACCGAAUGUAAACAUAUUCCGAGAUCCGAGAUGGGGAAGAGGACAAGAGACUCCUGGAGAAGAUCCAUUGCUUUCUAGCAAGUAUGCUACAAGAUACGUUAAGGGUCUUCAAGAAACUGACAGCAGCGAUGCUAACCGCCUCAAAGUAGCCGCAUGCUGCAAACACUACACCGCUUACGACGUUGAUAACUGGAAAGGCGUAGAACGUUACAGCUUUAACGCCGUGGUGAAUCAACAGGAUCUGGAUGAUACAUAUCAACCACCGUUCAAGAGUUGCGUAGUUGAUGGGAAUGUGGCGAGUGUUAUGUGUUCUUACAAUAAAGUUAACGGUAAACCUACAUGUGCUGAUCCAGAUCUCCUCUCUGGUGUUAUCCGUGGUGAAUGGAAGUUAAACGGGUACAUUGUUUCGGACUGUGACUCGGUAGAUGUGUUAUAUAAGAACCAGCACUAUACCAAGACUCCAGAGGAAGCUGCAGCUAUAUCUAUUAAUGCAGGUUUGGACUUGAACUGUGGUUACUUCUUGGGUGACCAUACAGAGGCAGCGGUUAAAGCCGGUUUGGUAAACGAAGCAGCUAUCGACAAAGCCAUUUCAAACAACUUCUUGACCCUUAUGCGAUUAGGAUUCUUUGACGGAGAUCCAAAGAAACAGAUCUACGGAGGGUUAGGUCCUAAAGACGUUUGCACGCCGGCAAACCAAGAGCUAGCCGCAGAAGCAGCAAGACAAGGCAUUGUACUACUGAAAAACACUGGUUCCUUACCGCUUUCUCCUAACGCGAUCAAAACGCUAGCCGUGAUUGGACCAAAUGCGAACGUCACUAAAACAAUGAUAGGAAACUACGAAGGCACGCCGUGUAAGUACACAACACCGCUUCAGGGAUUAGCCGGGACGGUACACACAACAUAUCUACCAGGCUGCUCCAAUGUAGCAUGCUCGGUGGUGGAUGUAGCUGGCGCUACAAAGCUAGCAGCAGAAGCUGACGCGGCAGUGCUUGUGAUUGGUGCAGAUCAGUCUAUCGAGGCAGAGAGCCGCGACAGAGUCGAUCUGAAUCUUCCCGGACAACAACAAGAGCUCGUGACACAAGUGGCUAAAGCAGCCAAAGGACCGGUCUUUCUCGUUAUCAUGUCCGGUGGAGGUUUUGAUAUUACGUUCGCUAAGAACGACGCGAAGAUCGCCGGGAUCUUGUGGGUUGGUUAUCCCGGAGAAGCCGGUGGCAUCGCCAUCGCUGAUGUCAUUUUUGGCCGUUAUAAUCCAAGUGGAAGAUUGCCGAUGACGUGGUAUCCACAAUCCUACGUGGAGAAAGUUCCGAUGACGAAUAUGAACAUGAGACCCGAUAAAUCAAACGGGUAUCCGGGUCGGACUUACCGGUUCUACACCGGAGAGACGGUGUACGCCUUCGGUGAUGGACUCAGCUACACUAAAUUCCGCCACAGCUUAGUCAAAGCUCCGCGGCUAGUUUCUCUCAGUCUUGAAGAGAAUCACGUUUGCCGAUCAUCUGAAUGUCAAUCGCUGGACGCGAUCGGACCGCAUUGUGAUAACGUUGUUUCCGGUAAGGGUGGAACAGCGUUUGAAGUUCAGAUUAAGGUACAGAACGGCGGAGAUAGAGAAGGUAUUCACACGGUGUUUUUAUUCACGACGCCGCCAGCGGUUCACGGAUCGCCGAGGAAGCAUCUUUUGGGGUUCGAGAAGAUUCGUUUGGGGAAGAUGGAAGAAGCGGUGGUUAAGUUUAAGGUUGAUGUCUGUAAAGAUCUGAGCGUUGUUGAUGAAGUUGGGAAGAGGAAGAUUGGUUUGGGUCGGCAUCUGCUUCAUGUGGGCGACGUUAAACAUUCUUUGAGCAUUAGAAUCUGAGUCCAAAACGAUUCCAAUUUUUUUAAGUAAAAUGUAAACUUAUAAGAAAUCAACUUAUAAAUAUGCUUAUUGAAGUUUGGUAAGCAUAUUAGAAAAGAAAAUGAAUAAAAAGGUAAUUGUGAAACUCUUAUGUUUCAAUUAUUUAAUAAAAAUAACCGGAAAUAUUUUUCUUUGUCGAAAUAAGUAAUUUUGAUUUUGAAAUAUAUUGGUUCUUUUUUAACAAUUUGGAAUUAUUAAUUAGAUUGUAAGCAAAAAGAAAUACAAAUAAUAAAAUAACAGCAUAAUGUAAAUUGUAAAGAUGUAUUUUUCCAAGGUCGGUCUAUUCAUUGCUAGAAUAUCAACUCUACUAACUUCUUUGUGAACUUUAAAUCUUCAUCGCAUCAAAAACAUUGGUUUCUUUGUUGUAUUACAAUCAACGACUGUAAAUAUUUUUGGCCUGAAAUCCAAUGUACUGAUUCAACUAUGAAAAUUAAAAAUUGGAAUAACCAACUUUCAACGAUUGUAAACAUAUCAUCAUAUCUUUAUAUAUAAAAUAGGCUUUGUAUCCCUCCUGGUGAUGCUACAUAGGAUGCCAGCUAAGAAAUUCGUGUUCUGAAAGCACGACACGUGUCACAGAACGAAACUCACCGUAUCAUUAAGACGCGAAUCGUGAUGUUUCGCCCUUUAACCCUAGCUCUGUCCGAUCGAAGAAUUUGAGAUCGUCUCCUCUCUUCGUGCGGCGGCGAUGCGAGACGUCCGAGCUUCCUCAGGCUAUCUGAAACGGCGAGCUAUGAAUUCAUGUUUAAUCCCAAUAAACCCAUCCCCAUGAUGUCAUCUUCAAUGCGUCGUUUAGAUCUGAGAGUCGGUUUGUGUUGGGUAUAAAUAUACGUGAGUAUUCCUCUUCUCUACGACCAAGGUCCAUCAGAUGAUCACCACUACAGUUCAAGCCAUGCCGCCAUAGCCGCAGAAUCCUCUCAGCACAAUCUUAACCUCUUGGUCUCUGACUCUUCAGUCACCACUACAACCGUCGUGACCGCGAGAAAUAUUAACGUGCACAUUGUUGCUUUUUUGGAGAUGGCGAAUAGACUAGAAGCAUCAACGAACAUCUGGAGGAGAAGAGCUCAUUCAAGGCAUUUGAUUUCACUCUAUAGAUCCACUGGUGCAAGACCCUCUUGGGGCGAUGAUAAUGAAAGAGAUGAUGAAUCAAACAGUAACACUUUUGAUUGGUCAGAGAAGAGAAGCAGUUUGCAGCUGAAGAGAGCUCAAGAUAGAGAGAUCAUAAUCCCUAAACGGCUCUGUUGUUGUGGCACAAAGCUCAGCCGGUGUUUCAUCUGUUAGAUAUGUUCCCUGAACAAGCGUUAAAAAGAAACCAGAUGUUGUUCCAACAAGGCAAACCACCAGAAUUUCAUCACCAGAUGAUUCUGAUGACGACGAUCUUGAUGGAGACACAGAAAGAGCUGAUAAUGGAGAUCCUACAGACGUUAAGCGCGCUAGGAGGAUGCUCUCAAACCGAGAAUCAGCUAGGCGCUCCAGGAGAAGAAAGCAAGAACAAAUGAAUGAAUGAGAAUCAUAUGCAUCUACAUUUCUCGAUAUCUUUCUUGCUAUUCAGCAGCGUUCCAUUGGUUUAUAGGAAAUGUUUUCAUGUUUGGUAGGUAAACCAAUUAAGAGCUGAGCAUUCUACUUUACUUGGUCGUCUUGGUGACAUGAAUCAGAAGUAUGAUGCAGCUGCUAUCGACAACAGAGUUCUAAGAGCUGACAUCGAAACUCGAGAACAAAAAUGGCAGAAGAACAGUGAAAAGAGUGACAGGAGUGAACCCUUUGCAGUGGGCAAGACCAAACAUGGGCAUACCAGUGAACAACACACCAAGAAUCCCAAGUACUACUGGUACCGGUUUAUCACCAAAUCAGAGUAAAGGUGAACCGUGAAGGAUUGCAGAAUCAGUUUGCUACUAAUCCGAAGAACAUGUACGAAACCAUUGGAAUCACAAGCAUUAACCACAAGAUUGAGUCAUCGACUUUGUGGUUUUUGAUACUCUUAUCUUGCUCUUCUUUUAUUAUUUACUGUGCGAAUCCACAAUGGUGUUAGCUGUAAGGGUGAUGAUGAUGAUAUACCCAUUUAUAUAUGUUUGGAAAUAAUUCGAUGAAUGUUAACUUUA